AUAAAUAACCUUUUUAGUUGUUCAUAUCUUGUGCAUACACUUUUCUAUCUUUUGGAUAAACAACAAUGGAUUCUAGUCGCGACGACAGUUCAAGCGAUGAAAGGGGAACUUCUCCGGACACCAACAACAAUCAUGAUAAGAGGAAUUACCACCGCCACACUAGUCAUCAAAUUCAAAGGCUCGAAGCGUAUUUCAAAGAAUGCCCUCAUCCAGACGAUUUGCAGCGACGUCAAUUGAGUGAAGAGUUGAAUCUGAAACCAAAACAAAUCAAAUUCUGGUUUCAAAACAAAAGAACCCAAGCUAAGUCGCACAGCGAAAAAGCAGACAACGCAGCACUUAGAGCAGAUAACAUGAAGAUAAGACGUGAGAAUGAAGCAAUGGAAGAGGCACUAAAUAAUGCGGUUUGCCCUCCAUGUAGUGGUCGUGGUUUUGGGAGUGCAGAGAAAUUACGUCAUAUCCAAAAAUUGCGUGCAGAGAACACUCUUCUCAAGAAAGAGUAUGAAAGACUUUCGAGCUACAUAGCCCAGCACGGAGGCCACCCAUUGCCUAGCGUCGAUGCCUUCACCUCUCUCCAUGGUCCAUCAACCUAUGGAUCGACCUCAACUAAUCGUCGUGCCUCGUAUGGAUCCUCCUCUAACCAUCUCCACCAGCCUUCAUCCUCAUCAUUAAGAGGACCAUACUCUCGUGAAAACAUCAGCAUGACCGCACCGCCCCAGUCGCCAAAACAGCUACCACUGCACCAUUUCCCACCGCUAUCUCAAAUGGAUAGAAUGGUGAUGUUUGAAAUGGCGGAAAAAGCGGUGGCAGAGGUUAUGACUCUCAUUCAAAUCGAAGAGUCAAUGUGGAAGAAGUCGUCUAUUGAUGGUAGGCUCGUCAUUGAUCCAUCCAACUAUGAGAAAUGUUUUGCCAAGAUUAACCACUUUAAGGUCCCAAGUGGUCGUCCUGAGUCUUCUAAGGAAGUCGUGGUGGUCCAAAUGGAUGCAAGAAUCUUGGUUGACAUGUUCUUAGAUACGGAGAAAUGGGCAAGGCUUUUCCCAACAAUUGUGAACGAAUCGAAAACGAUUUAUGUGUUGGAUUCAGUGGACCAAGGAAGAAAAAUCUUCUCCAGAGUGAUAUAUGAGCAAAUGCACAUACUGUCUCCAUUGGUGCCAGCGAGAGAGUUUAUAAUCCUAAGAAGUUGCCAACAAAUGGAAGAAAAUGUCUGGAUGAUAGCUGACGUGUCCUGUAAUAUCCCGAACGUUGAGUUCGAGUCUACGGUUCCCCUUUGCAACAAACGUCCCUCUGGUGUACUCAUCCAAGCAUUGCCCGAUGGUUUCUCUAAGGUGACGUGGGUAGAGCAUGUGGAAGUAACUGAUAAAAUGAGACCACAUCGGCUUUACAGAGACCUCUUCUUAUACGGUGGUUUGGGUUACGGAGCUAGACGUUGGACCGUUAUUCUUGAGAGGAUGUGUGAGAGGCUCUAUCUCUCCUCCGUAUCUGACCUUUCCAACGAUGACUACGCCGGAGUUGUGCAAACAAUGGAAGGCAGAAGGAGCGUAAUGAGUUUGGGAGAAAGAAUGUCGAAGAACUUUGCAUGGAUGAUAAAUAUGGUUCAGAAAUUGGAUUUCUCGCAACAGUCUGAAACCAAUAACAGCGGGGUUAGGAUUUCGGUGCGGACAAACGAUGCGGCCGGUGAACCGCCCGGUCUCAUCGUCUGCGCCGGUUCAUCUUUAUCUCUCCCUCUCCCUCCUCUCCAAGUCUACGAUUUCCUUAGAAAUCUGGAGGUUCGUCACCAGUGGGACGUUCUCUGCCAGGGGAACCCAGUGACCGAGGUUGCUCGUUUUAUCACCGGAACAGACACAAAAAACAAUGUUAAUUUUCUAGAGCCUUCAAGUGGAGGGGAGAAAAAGAAUGAACUGAUGAUACUUCAAGAUAGCUUCAUAGAUGCUCUAGGAGGUAUGGUGGUCUACGCUCCAAUGGAUCUAGAGACAGCAGCAUCCGCCAUUUCAGGCCAAAUCGAUUCUUCCACCAUUCCAAUCCUUCCUUCGGGGUUCAUCAUCUCUUGCGACGGCCGUCCUCUUUCUGCGGACGAGCAGGACGGUGGUAGUAGCUCAACACUCCUCACCGUGGCUUUCCAGAUCCUUGUCUCCGAUCCCCGUUACAGUACUAAUAUCAACAUUGAAGAAUCUGCCACCACAGUCAAUACCUUGAUCAGCUCCACCGUUCAAAGGAUCAAGUCCAUGCUUAACUGCGAAUCAUGAUGGUCUUUGACCAGUUCCCAAAUCUCAACUCUUUAGUUUUCUUUUCCUUUGCAAAUAAAUGUG
Capsella rubella is the source of this 2303-nucleotide messenger RNA. Its product is annotated as homeobox-leucine zipper protein HDG9. The transcript is spliced from 10 exons. Bases 66 to 2240 code for a protein of 724 amino acids. Lineage: Eukaryota; Viridiplantae; Streptophyta; Magnoliopsida; Brassicales; Brassicaceae. Gene Ontology annotation, biological process: regulation of DNA-templated transcription. Gene Ontology annotation, molecular function: DNA-binding transcription factor activity, RNA polymerase II-specific; DNA binding; lipid binding. The record is from RefSeq and is a predicted model, not a curated record.